AUGGAUAUUUUCAAAUUAAAACUCUCUUCGAAGUAUGUUAAUAUUAAUAUAUUUGAUUCUAUCAAUAAACUUUUUACAAAGUCAUUAAUAUAUAAAUCUAAAGAAUUUUCAACAGAUAUCUUAUUGCGAAGUAAAGAAGUAGAUUCAAAAGGCGAAAAAAAAGAAUCAGUAAGAAUGAAACAAUUUCAUAAAAAAUUGAAAUUACAACCCAUACCGAGUAAGUAUGACAAUAUAAUAAUAGGAAUACCACCAAAGGAACGUUUCGUUGAUUUAGUACUAGUGGAAACUGAUCCAAAUAAUGGAGAACUAAUAACAAAUAGCGAAAAAGAUCCAACAAAGUGGGGCGAUUGGCAGAACGGUGGGCGGGUGAGCGACUUCUAA
Messenger RNA from Eufriesea mexicana, 381 nucleotides. RefSeq lists its product as uncharacterized. The transcript has 3 exons. The record is from RefSeq and is a predicted model, not a curated record. NCBI's taxonomy places the organism in Eukaryota, Metazoa, Arthropoda, Insecta, Hymenoptera, Apidae. Bases 1 to 381 code for a protein of 126 amino acids.